AUGCUUGGUAUUCCACUGAUCUCAGAAUAUAUCCAUAGAGUGGUCAAACCACAAAUGGUUGCUGAUAGAGUGGAUUUUUUGAAUUAUUAUGCAACAUCACUGCUAUUAGCUUUGGUAGCAUUGGCUAUCUCAGCAAAACAGUAUUUCGGUUCACCAAUUCAAUGCUGGGUCCCUAUGGAAUUUCGAGGUGGUUGGGAAAAGUAUGCAGAAGAUUAUUGUUUUAUUCAGAAUUCAUACUAUAUUCCGUUUACGGAACAGAUACCAGAAGAACUACAUGAACGGAGAGAUCAGAUCAGCUAUUAUCGGUGGGUACCGAUAGUAUUAGCGCUGCAAGCUUUGAUGUUUUUUACGCCAAACUAUUUUUGGAGUAUUUUUUAUAAAGAAACAGCAAUACAACCACAAGGGAUAGUAAAGGAAGCUAAGAAAUGUUCUACUUUACAUGGUCAUAGUCGUGACGUAGAAAUUCGAAAUUUGGCAGAAUAUAUUGGAGAUACAGUAUCAGUUUUCAAUUCUCAGGAUAGUUCCAGAAUGGGAUUUGCUCGAUCGGGUCGAAAUGCUACAAUGUUGUAUUUGCUAACAAAGCUUCUUUACGUAUUAAACAUCAUUGGCCAGAUUUACAUGUUAGAUCACUUCUUCGGUGGCGACUAUCUGCAGUGGGGCUUUCAAACAAUAACGGAUGUAGUAUCCGGAAAAGAAUGGAUGGAAUCAGCAAUAUUCCCACGUGUUAUCAUGUGUGACUUCCAGGUACGUCGCCUCGGUAAUGUGCAGCGUCAUACGGUACAAUGUGUCAUAAUGAUGAAUAUGAUCAACGAGAAAUUUUACUUAUUUCUCUUGUUUUGGCUUAUUUUUGUAGGUGUUUGCACGGUUAUAAAUUUCUUGUACUAUCUUUUUCUGAUGUGUAUGUCAACAGCACGUGCGCAAUUGGUAUUGUGGAAUAUUAACAGACAUGAGUGGAAGUUGUCCGGAUUUCAUAGUGACGAUAUGAAGCGUUUCGUAGAGGAUUUCCUUCGACCUGAUGGGGUACUUCUGCUAAAAUUUGUCAGUGAACACGUCGAUGCCAGAAUAUCUCGAGAUCUUGUUAACGAGCUGAUUCGAAUUUAUUCAAAACAGCAAAACAUAUCCAUAGAGAAUGACAGCAAGCAAACGUCGAGUGUAUCUUCAGAUGAAAAGGCGUUGCUGACCAAUGGCAAGAUCAAUAAAAAGUAUUAUGGAAAUUUUGGGAAAAAUAUUAAGUCUCUUUACCCUUCAAAAGGCAAUAUACCAAUACCAAGUCAAAUGUCGCGCUCACCACUGUAUGGUGCCGGCUACGAAAGUGCCCCUGCUCUGGAAGAUCUGGUUGACGGAACCCUACCUAUUCGAGCGAUGGUACGCGCUCGAAUUGCGCAGUCUCAGAAUCAUCCCACCGAGAAUGUUUAUGGUAGUCCUGGAUCUCAACUGCGGCAGAAUACACCUACUGAAGUUUAA
Molecule: messenger RNA, 1464 nt
Organism: Loa loa (African eye worm)
Lineage: Eukaryota; Metazoa; Nematoda; Chromadorea; Rhabditida; Onchocercidae
Product: innexin family protein
Exons: 10
Coding region: 1-1464 (487 amino acids)
Cellular component (GO): plasma membrane; gap junction
Molecular function (GO): gap junction channel activity
Source: RefSeq, a predicted model, not a curated record